AUGGCCAAAUCUACAUCAAAGAAAGGCGAAGCCAGAGAACCAUUAUUAAGUGGACAACAACAAGAACCACAAUCAACCUCAGAAUCCGAAGAUACCAAUCCAUUACUGUCUAAUAUUAUUAUCCCCGCUAAUAUAAAUAGUCCAAAUGCAAGCGCUUUUGAUUUAAUCCUGGGUCCAUCAUCUUCAAUAAAUAAAGCUAGUUCUGUUUCCAAUAUUCCCAAAAAUUUGAAUAUUGGAGAGUUCCCAGAAUCCAUAAUAUCUGUUGAUUCAUCCGCUGUACUACCUGAAAUAAUGGAUACUAGUAUCUUAAAGGCAAAUAAUAAUAACGUCGAUAAUAGUGAAUAUGAUUUUGACAGGUAUGCCACCGAUGAUGAGGACGAUACUGUAGAAAGUGAUGACGACGAGGAUGACGAAGAGGAAAGUGAUGAAGAUCAAGAUCUUGAUAGUACUACCCAAAUAAAUGAAGAUAUUGAAGAAAAUGGUACCGAAAAUAAUCAGGAAAUCAGUGUUGAUUAUAGACGUACCCUUGAUUUAGUUUUAAAUGGUAUGCCUGCACCUUAUAACGUCUGCUUUGUUCCUGUUCCUGUAAUUUGGGGGUUGUCCUUCAUAGAUUACGGACUGUCUAGUGCAUUUUUAGGUUUUUCUUCAUUUUUCUUAUUUCCCUAUUUUGUUUAUAGUAUCAUCUUUAUUUAUGCUCGUAAUAGAAGUAAUUAUCAACCAGUUACUAAUAAUUUUUAUGAAGAGCUGGAAAAUAACGAGUCUACUUCACCACAGCAACACGAGGACAUUGCUAUGGAUGAUCUUACUCCUGUUCCAUUAGAUUAA
Molecule: messenger RNA, 825 nt
Organism: Saccharomycodes ludwigii
Lineage: Eukaryota; Fungi; Ascomycota; Saccharomycetes; Saccharomycodales; Saccharomycodaceae
Exons: 1
Coding region: 1-825 (274 amino acids)
Source: RefSeq, a predicted model, not a curated record